Molecule: messenger RNA, 675 nt
Organism: Plasmopara halstedii
Lineage: Eukaryota; Oomycota; Peronosporomycetes; Peronosporales; Peronosporaceae
Product: dna replication complex gins protein psf2
Exons: 8
Coding region: 1-675 (224 amino acids)
Biological process (GO): DNA replication; double-strand break repair via break-induced replication
Cellular component (GO): nucleus; GINS complex
Source: RefSeq, a predicted model, not a curated record
AUGCCGAGUCUGUCGGCGAGCGAGACGGAGUUUCUGGCAGAACAGGAACUGAUAAUGAUCAUGCCACAUUUCCACCUUCGCGACCAUAACGGCAUGCUCAACUUUAUCUGUGGGAAUUUUGGACCUUUUCAACCGGGAAUGACCAUGCAUGUGCCACUGUGGCUUGCCAUAAUGCUUAAGCAAGUUCACAAGUGUCGAAUUUUGGCACCAUCAUGGCUCUCAGUUGAUUAUUUGAGUGCACAAUUGGAGCGAGAGAAAACAAGUGAAGUGUUUGAAGAGUUGCCAUUUCAUUAUCUCGAAAUUGCGUCACUUUUACUUCAAAAUGCACCAGAAGAUCUCGAACAAAGUGAGCACUUGCGUAUACUAUUGGAAGAUUUACAAAAUGUCCGACAAGAUAAAAUUCGCAAUGGUCUUGCCAAAAUUGCCCUCGAUGUUCAAAAUGGGGGUACAGCGCUUGCUAUUCAAAUGAACAAUAUCUCUGCACUUGAGAUUACAUCUGUGCGCGAGUUUAUGCUUGGGUCUCUGAAUCAAUUUUACCAAUUAUCGCAACUUACGGCAGGAUCAGGUGACAACGAGUCCCAAUUGCAAUCUCAAUCUCAAUCUCAGGAACAAUCUGUUUCUUCGUCAGCGGAAGGUCAAGCAGCUCGUCGACUUCUUCGACGACAUCGUGGGUAA